AUGCCAAGGACACGAUCCGUGGAGCAUCGACUAUCACAUGGAGAGAGGUUGGAGCGAGCACACGAUCCGCCGCAACAGCACGAUGAGCAAGCAAGGUCUUUGGCUUCCUUCCCGAGGGACAAAAGAGGUGCGCAACUUCAACCUCAAGAACCGAGUGAUGGAGCGGAUAUCACGUUUUUGUCUGCUGAUUUCUUCAGAAUAAAGCCGCAUUUAGAUGACCCGAGUGCUCCUAUUAAUCAGCUCACCGUGCAACGAGUGCUUCUAGACCAAGGAAGUUCGGCGGACAUCAUUUACGACGGAGCGUUUGCUCGGCUUGGUGUGAGCGAGGGAAACCUCGCUCCCUAUGAAGGAACUCUGGUGGGAUUCGCGAGCGAGCAAGUGUGGGUGAAGGGCGCCCUCGACCUUGACACCACGUUUGGCGAGGAAGAGAACGCUAGGACGCUCAGAGUCAAAUAUCUAAUCUUUGAGGCAGAGGGGUCAUACAACAUGAUCAUCGGGCGAAACACCUUAAACCGUCUGUGCGCCGUGAUCUCAACAGCCCACCUAGCGGUGAAGUAUCCGCUGUCGAAUGGGCAUAUUGGGGGAAUUGUUGUGGAUCAAAGGGUCGCAAGGGAAUGCUACUGUAAUGCUGUGGAUCGGUAUGGGAAGAAAAACGCUUCAGUCGGGCACCGUUGCAGCGAAGUUGAGACGCCGAAGGAAAGUUUAGACCCGAGGGGCGAGGGACGUGUUAACAGGCCCACACCGAUAGAAGAAACCAAAGAGCUGAAGUUCGACGAGAAGAUACUCAAGAUAGGAACCAAGUUAAGUGAGGACCAAGAACAAAGGCUAUCAAAGUUGUUAGAUAUUUUCGCCUGGAGUCACAAAGACAUGCCAGGUAUAGACCCAAACUUCAUUUGCCACAAGCUGGCAUUGAAUCCAGGAGCUAAGCCUAUAACCCAAACUCGCCGGAGAAUGGGAAACGAAAAAGAGAAGGCCAUCCAGAAAGAGGUAAACAAGUUGCUAGCGGCGGACUUCAUACGAGAAAUCAAGUACCCUACCUGGUUGGCAAAUGUGGUGAUGGUCAAGAAGGCGAACGAGAAGUGGCGAAUGUGCGUAGAUUAUACAGACUUGAACAAGGCAUGCCCAAAAGAUUCUUAUCCCUUGCCGAGCAUAGAUAAGCUGGUAGACGGAGCUUCAGGAAAUGAACUUCUGAGUUUAAUGGAUGCUUAUUCAGGAUAUCACCAAAUUAAGAUGCAUCCGUUGGACGAAGACAAAACAACUUUUAUGACUGCAAGGGUAAACUACUGUUACCAGACUAUGCCUUUCGGGUUAAAGAAUGUGGGGGCGACGUAUCAGUGGUUGAUCGAUAGGGUGUUUGAAGGCCAAGUGAGAAGGAACAUGGAGGUGUACGUUGUCGACAUGAUCGUUAAAUCGGUUUUGGGAUCAAACCAUCAUGAGGAUUUGAUGGAGGCCUUCGAUAGGAUUCGCAAGCAUAACAUGAGGCUUAAUCCAGAAAAGUGUUCUUUCGGCAUACAUGGUGGGAAGUUUUUAGGCAUCAUGAUUACAUCGAGAGGAAUCGAAAUCAAUCCAAAUAAAUGUAAGGCGAUCCAGGAGAUGAAAAGCCCGAGCAAUGUGAAAGAGGUGCAGAGACUAACCGGGCGGACCGCGGCCUUAUCCCGUUUCCUCCCUCACUCGGGCGACAAGUCAGCCCCGUUCUUCAAAUGCCUCAACAAGAACAUGGCAUUUGAGUGGAAUUCAGAGUGCGAGGAGGCCUUCACCCACCUCAAGGAGAUGUUGUCCACCCCACCAGUCCUAUCAAAACCUGUCCAAGGUCUUCCUUUGCAUUUAUACUUCUCUGUUGGUGAUCACGCAAUAAGCUCGGUGAUCCUUCAGGAGGUGGAUGGAGAGCAAAAGAUAGUCUAUUUCGUAAGCCAUACACAUCAGGGGGCGCAGGUCAGGUAUCAAAAGAUAGAAAAAGCGGCGCUCGCCGUCCUCAUCACCGCCAGACGCCUACGACCGUAUUUUCAAAGCUUUCUGAUAAAAAUAAGAACUGACCUUCCUUUGAGACAGGUAUUGCAGAAGCCAGACUUGUCAGGAAGGCUUGUCGCGUGGUCAGUAGAGUUGUCAGAAUAUGGAUUGCAGUAUGACAAAAGGGGGAAGGUCGACGCACAGACCUUAGCGGAUUUUGUGGUGGAAUUGACGCCGGAAAAAGGGGAAAAGGUGAGCACGCAAUGGAUAUUGUUUGUCGAUGGGUCGUCGAACAACAACAGAAGCGGGGCUGGGGUCACGCUGCAGGGGCCCGGGGAGUUGGUGUUGGAACAGUCCCUCAGAUUCCAGUUCAAAACCAGCAAUAACCAAGCAGAAUACAGGGCUCUUAUUGCGGUCUUGAAGCUGGAAAUUGAGGUGCAAAUCGACAAUCUGCUGGUAAGGACGGAUUCGCUGCUAGUGGCAAGCCAAGUCAACGGGGAGUUUCAGGUAAAGGAACCGGCCUUGAUAAAGUAUGUGGAGCGCGUGCGGCUGCUCAUGGGACGUUUGCAACAGGUGGUAGUUGAAUUCGUGCCGAGGGCGCAAAACCAAAGGGCAGACGCCCUAGCAAAGCUAGCAAGCACAAGGAAGCCUGGCAACAAUCAGAUUAUGAUUCAAGAGACGCUCGCCGGUCCCAGCAUAAAGGGGGAUUUGGUGGCUUCGGUUGAUCGCCAGGAAACUUGGAUGAACCCCAUCAUCGAUAUUCUGGCGGGGGAACCAAGUGACGUGGUAAAAUACUCAAAGGCGCAAAGGAGAGAGGCGGGGCACUACACGCUACUCGACGGGAUACUCUUUCGACGAGGAUUUAGUUCGCCCCUCCUACGAUGUCUUCCACCUGAGAAGUACGAGGCUGUUAUGACGGAGGUUCAUGAGGGAGUUUGUGCAAGCCACAUUGGAGGAAGGUUGCUGGUGAGCAAGGUCCUCAGAGCGGGUUUCUAUUGGCCUACGACAAGGAAGGAUUGUGCAGAGUUUGUGAGGAAAUGCGAGAAGUGCCAAGUAUUUGCAAACCUACCUAGAGCUCCGCCGGAGCAAUUAGUCACAAUCAGGGAAACUCCGUUCAGAAUGACUUAUGAAGCGGACGCCAUGCUCCCUGUAGAGAUAGACAACAGUUCGUGGCGGACGGCACCGAGGUUCGAGGGAGAAAAUUCUUCAAACAUGGCAGUAGAACUAGACUUGUUGUCGGAGACACACAAUGAGGCCCGCCUCAGGGAUGCCGCGAUGAAGCAGCGAGCUGCGGCCAAGUAUGACACAAAGGUAAAACCAAGGGAGAUGCAGGUAGGGGAUUUGGUGCUUAAAAAGCGAACAGGAGUCACCGGAAAUAAACUGAGCCCAAUCUGGGAAGGGCCCUACAGGAUCUUAAAAGCUUUGGGAAGAGGAGCAUAUCACCUGGAAAGCUUGGAUGGGAAACGGGUGCCACGAUCCUGGAACGCAGCGAAACUGAAGUACUAUUACAGUUGA
This is a messenger RNA of Lotus japonicus, 3462 nucleotides long. RefSeq lists its product as uncharacterized. Lineage: Eukaryota; Viridiplantae; Streptophyta; Magnoliopsida; Fabales; Fabaceae. The record is from RefSeq and is a predicted model, not a curated record. The transcript is spliced from 3 exons. Bases 1 to 3462 code for a protein of 1153 amino acids. Gene Ontology annotation, molecular function: RNA-DNA hybrid ribonuclease activity; nucleic acid binding.